This is a messenger RNA of Ustilaginoidea virens, 1428 nucleotides long. RefSeq lists its product as uncharacterized. Gene Ontology annotation, molecular function: ATP binding; ATP hydrolysis activity. Gene Ontology annotation, biological process: protein insertion into mitochondrial inner membrane from matrix; mitochondrial respiratory chain complex III assembly. The record is from RefSeq and is a predicted model, not a curated record. Lineage: Eukaryota; Fungi; Ascomycota; Sordariomycetes; Hypocreales; Clavicipitaceae. The transcript has 2 exons. Gene Ontology annotation, cellular component: mitochondrial inner membrane. Bases 1 to 1428 code for a protein of 475 amino acids.
AUGGAGUCACCAAAGACUUCUGGCUCGCUUUCCAGCCUCGAUGUGCUCUUUGAGAAUCCAUUAUUUGCUGGAGGCAUCGGCCUUGCCAGCUUAGGCGCAGCGGCUGCCUUCGCUCGCAAAGGCGCCAUCAUGACUCUUGGUACUAUGCGUCGACGGCUACUUGUUAAUGUCGAAAUAAGCAAGCAAGAUGCAGCCUAUCCUUGGGUUUUAGCUUGGUUGUCCCAACCUCGCGAAGCUCCUGGUUUUAUUGCAUCACGAUUGACAAGAAUUCACAACCUAUCGGUGACAACUACGUCAAACACCCGAAGCCAUGGCGCGGGGGGCGCAAUUGAUGCCAACUUUUUUCUUCAGCCAGGAUAUGGACGGCAUAUUGUCAAAUAUGGAAACUCGUAUAUCGCUGUUAAUAGGGAAAAGCAUAGUACGGCGAACAUGAACACGGGCGAACCGCACGAAGUAAUUCAGCUCACAACCCUCUGGGCUCAUCGACACGCAUUCGAAGGUAUAUUCACGGCGGCACACAGGCUCGCUGCCAAAGCUAACGAGGGCAAGACUGUGGUGUACUGUGCUCGUGGGAUGGAAUGGGUUUCCCUGGGCGAGCCGAGAAAGAAAAGGCCGCUUGGCUCGGUGAUACUGGACAAGGGAGUGAAAGAGAGCAUCGUGGCCGAUGUGAAAGAUUUCCUCUCGCGCCAGCAAUGGUACGUGGAUCGCGGAAUUCCAUACAGGCGUGGCUAUCUUUUAUAUGGUGCACCGGGCAGUGGCAAGAGCUCCUUCAUUUUAGCAUUGGCAGGAGAGCUUGACUUUGGUGUCGCAAUGGUGAACCUCAGUGAAACGGGAAUGACCGAUGAUAAGCUGGCUUACCUGUUGACGAAGCUACCGAAGCAGUGUCUCCUACUUCUGGAAGAUGCCGACGCUGCCUUUGUAAAUCGCCGUCAGCGGGAUGCCGAUGGGUAUAGUGGCGCAAGCGUCACCUUUUCCGGGUUACUAAAUGCCCUGGACGGUGUUGCCGCGGGCGAAGAGCGUAUUGCCUUCCUGACAACAAACCACAUAGAUCGCCUCGACCCGGCGCUGAUCCGACCCGGUCGUGUGGAUAUGUUGUUGAGGAUUGGGGAAGCUACCAGGUUCCAAGCCUCGCAGAUGUGGGAUCGAUUCUAUGGCGACAAAGAUCGUGAUGGCUCUGGAAGAGAGCGAUUCCUGCUUCGCCUUGAAGACUUGGGGCUAUUCGGAUCAUAUCCCGACGGUUCUUCUUCGAAGAGACACACCAGCACCGCGGCUAUUCAGGGCUUAUUCCUGUUCAACAAAAAUGACAUGCUGGGGGCAAUCGAGAUGGCCCCAGAACUCAUACCUCGAAAUUUUGAAACUAAUGUUGGAGCUUGCAUGCUUGGUCGAGCUUGUAUCUUCCCUUCCAUAUCAACUGAUACCCUAUUUUGA